AUGUCAGACCAGAACAGCACCGACGAUGGGGAGUCAGACCCCCAGCACAGCCUGUCUAUGGUCUUCCUUCUUGUCCUCGUCUUCUUCGUCAUGGGGCUGGUGGGUUUCCUGAUCUGCCAUGUCCUGAAGAAGAAGGGUUACCGGUGCCGGACUUUCCGGGACGAGCUCGACCCAGAUAACAAAGAUGUGCUGGCGGAGCUCCAGGCCAAUGAAGAGGAGGAGCUGAACGAAGACACUGUGGAGAAGAUUGUGAGAUGCAUCAUCCAAAAUGAAGCAAACGCAGAGGCCCUCAAGGAGAUGCUGGGGGACAAUGAAGGGGACAUCCCAGUGCCAGUGCCCAGCCUUUGUCCUCACCGUAAUAGCCAGGAUGGGGGCCCACCACAUCACCACACAGUGCAUCUGGGCUCCACGCAGGCCCCCUGCAUCCACUGCAGCAAGAGGAAGAGGCACCCACUGCAUCGGCAAGGACGGUCCAAGGAUGGCAAAGGCAGGAUGCAUCCUGGAGAGACCACCGUCUUCUCAGUGGGCAGGUUUCGUGUCACACACAUCGGGAAGAAACCCACUUUCCAUGAGCAG
Molecule: messenger RNA, 576 nt
Organism: Balearica regulorum gibbericeps (East African grey crowned-crane)
Lineage: Eukaryota; Metazoa; Chordata; Aves; Gruiformes; Gruidae
Source: RefSeq, a predicted model, not a curated record